Trematosphaeria pertusa is the source of this 498-nucleotide messenger RNA. RefSeq lists its product as uncharacterized. Gene Ontology annotation, cellular component: membrane. The transcript has 3 exons. The record is from RefSeq and is a predicted model, not a curated record. The coding region runs from base 1 to 498 and encodes 165 amino acids. Lineage: Eukaryota; Fungi; Ascomycota; Dothideomycetes; Pleosporales; Trematosphaeriaceae.
AUGAUUGUCUCGCGCAUGGUCUCCCUCUUCCUCCGCUUCGCCCAGUUUGUCUGCUCGGCAAUCGUUCUGGGCCUCGUUGCCUACUUCCUCCAUCAGCGCGACAAAUAUGGUGUUGGUCCUCUCGGCAGAUCAAUCUAUACAGAAAUCGUCGCAGCACUCUCCGUCAUAUUCUCGCUGAUCUGGAUGAUCCCAACGACGUCGUCCAUCAUCAAUUAUGCAACUGACCUCUUCUUCUCCGCUGCUUGGUUUGCUGCAUUCGGUGCCCUCGUCGAUUGGUAUUACGACGUCAACUGCGGCUCCAUCUGGCACUGGGGAGGCAUCAGGUUUCGCGGCGGAAACUACUGCAGCAAAUGGAACGCCGCACAGGCCUUCUCUUUCCUUGCCGCCAUCUUCUGGUUUGCGAGUUUCCUUCUUGGGAUCAUCGUGUACCACAAGCUUUCGCGCCCUGUGGCUACCGAUGGCACUCAUGGUAGGCGCUGGCGCCGUUCCCACGUCUAA